Hippoglossus stenolepis (Pacific halibut) is the source of this 4531-nucleotide messenger RNA. It is a transcript of the gene ecel1, whose product is annotated as endothelin-converting enzyme-like 1. Gene Ontology annotation, molecular function: metalloendopeptidase activity. Gene Ontology annotation, biological process: protein processing. Gene Ontology annotation, cellular component: plasma membrane. The transcript is spliced from 19 exons. Lineage: Eukaryota; Metazoa; Chordata; Actinopteri; Pleuronectiformes; Pleuronectidae. The record is from RefSeq and is a predicted model, not a curated record. The coding region runs from base 650 to 3073 and encodes 807 amino acids.
UGCAGCGGCGGCAGAGAGCGGUGCGGAUCCCCGUGUGUGUCGAUCUCCGGAGGCGGGGCGGACCGGAUAAUCUAGUCGGACCUUAAGUGGUGUGGAUCUCCAUCCAUCCGCCUAUACACACGCAUACACAUACAUUUUCACACAGACCGGACCAGGGCACUUUAACUCUCGGCUGGGACUCAGAUCUACUCACCACAGCCAUGAGUCACCGGGGGCAUCUUCUCCCUCCGAGGGAUGACUAUCACCAAUCAAUUCAACAGCCUUAGCUGACAAACAACAGAAGGAAUCCAUGUGGGGGAAAUGUGCCGAAAAAGAACCAGUUACCAGUUGGAGAGAGGGAGCAAAGAGGAGCAAAUGGAAAGGGAGCAGCAAGAAAGAGGAUGAGCGAGAGAAAGAAGGACCCGAGAGAUUCCUCAUGCUCAAUGGGAGCCCCCUCGCUCUGCUGAUUUAAAAAGAAUAAAGGGGACUUUGCCUAAAGAGGCCCAACAGGAUUUUGACUUCUCUUCAGUGUUUUGCCCUUUAGCGGCAGUCCUCCCUUUUGUCUCGCGAGGAGUUGUCAUGACAGUACUCUGAACGUAGAAAUAAGUUAUUUUUUCAUCCAUUUCACCCUGAAUCCAUCGCUGCUUUCUACCUAAAACAAUAAUUUGCCAUGGAGAAGACUUACUCACUAACUGCCCACUAUGAUGAGUUCCAGGAAGUAAAACAUGGAGGUCGGUACAGCAGUGACAUCCUAAGCAAUGGCAUGACCCUUCACCUGGGAGGCAGCCUGGACCGCCAUGUGGGGCGAAGCCGAGGAGGGACCUUGUCAAACGGUCGAAACAAAGAUCCAAGCAGCGCCAGCAGCAGUGGAGGGCUUCCUCGAUGGAGCCGGAGGGAGAUCUGUCUCCUCUCUGCACUGGUCUUUGCUGCAGGCAUGUGUGUUAUCUUGGGCAGCAUGCUGGCACUCAAGUACAUUUCCCUGGACGCCCAGCAGGACCCACAGUGCCGACAAGACUGCCAACGCAAACGCUCCCUGCUGCGCACGGCUCGCUUCGUUCAGUCCAAUAUUGACCCAACCAUCCAGCCCUGCCAGGACUUCUACUCCUUUGCCUGUGGCGGUUGGUUGAGGCGCCACGGCAUCCCAGAGGACAAGCUCAGCUAUGGCAUCAUCACGGCUAUAGGGGAGCACAACGAGGAGAAACUACAGCACCUCCUUCUGGAGCCAGUACGGAGGCGUGGGCCCGACUCGGCGGAGCGCAAGGUCAAGGAGUUCUACAGAUCUUGCGUCAACAUCCAGGAAAUCGACAAGCUUGGCUCUGACCCCAUGACAGAGGUGAUAGACAGCUGUGGGGGGUGGGACCUGGCGGGGGCUCCUCCGGGUGCUGCUGGGUGGGAGAGCGAAGGUGCACCUCAGAGACCGGACUUCGAUGAGCUAUUGUACAGGACACAGGGGGUGUACAGCACUGCCGUCUUUUUCUCCCUCACUGUCAAUGUGGAUGAUAAAAACUCUUCCAGGAACGCUAUCAGGGUUGAUCAGGAGGGGCUCACACUCCCGGAGAGAACCCUCUAUCUGGAAGAGGAUGAGGACAGUGUGAAGAUCCUGGCGGCGUACAAGGCCCUGAUGGAGCGCUUGCUGAGCAUGCUGGGAGCUCAAGAUCCCACACAGAAGUCCAAGGAGAUUAUACAGCUGGAGACUCGUCUGGCCAAUAUCACUGUGUCCGAAUAUGAUGACCAAAGAAAGGACAUCAGCACCAUGUACAACCGCAUCACCCUGAGGCAGCUACAGCGCAUCGCUCCUAGUAUUCACUGGAAACGGCUGCUGGACAAAAUCUUCCUCGAAAACCUCUCGGAGGACGAAGAGAUCGUGGUGCUGGCUACUGACUACUUACAGAAAGUCUCUGACAUCAUCAACACCACUUCAAAGAGGGUUCUCCAUAACUACAUGCUGUGGCGCAUUGUGGUAGCGCUGAGCGAACACCUGUCCACCGCCUUCCGCAGCAUCAUCCACGAGUUUUCUCGGGAGAUUGACGGCACAGAGCAGCAGCUGGAGCUGGGCCGGCUCUGCCUCACCCAGGCCAACAAACACUUUGGCAUGGCUCUGGGAGCCCUGUUCGUCCACCAGCACUUCUCCUCACAGAGCAAGGCUAAGGUACAGGAGCUGGUGGAGGACAUAAAACACUCCCUGGACCUCCGUCUGCAAGAGCUGGACUGGAUGGAUGAGGCCACCAAGGAGGCUGCCAGAGCAAAGCUGAAGCACAUGAUGGUGAUGACCGGGUACCCAGACUUCCUGCUCAAACCUGAGCUCAUAGAUCAGGAAUAUGCGUUUGUCGUGGAUGAGAAGACCUACUUCAAGAACAUCCUCAACAGCAUCAAGUUCAACAUUAAGCUGUCGGUCAAGAAGAUCCACGAAGAGGUGGACAAGAACGCGUGGCUUCUCCCCCCUCAGGCCCUUAAUGCCUACUACCUCCCUAACAAGAACCAAAUGGUCUUUCCUGCUGGCAUCCUUCAGCCCACUCUCUACAACCCUGAGUUCCCACAGUCUCUCAACUACGGAGGAAUAGGAGCUAUCAUUGGUCAUGAGCUAACACAUGGAUAUGAUGACUGGGUGAUGCAAUGGUUCAUGUCCCUAGGGGGCCAGUACGACCGCCAUGGCAACCUCAAACAGUGGUGGACGGAGGACUCCUACAGGAAGUUCCAAAGGAAAGCUGAGUGUAUCGUCAAGCUCUACGAUAACUUCAGUGUUUAUAACCAGAGGGUGAAUGGUCGUCUGACACUGGGGGAGAACAUAGCAGACAUGGGCGGGCUAAAGCUGUCGUACUUUGCGUACCAGAAGUGGGUGAGGGAACAUGGUCCCGAGAGGCCACUGCCUGGACUCAAAUACACUCACGAGCAGCUGCUCUUCAUUGCCUUUGCACAGAACUGGUGUAUGAAGAGAAGAUCUCAGUCCAUUUACUUGCAGCUGCUGACUGACAAACACGCGCCAGAGCACUACAGAGUGAUCGGCAGCGUCUCCCAGUUUGAUGAGUUUGCCCGUGUGUUCCACUGUGCCAAGGGUUCUCCAAUGAACCCUGUAGACAAAUGUUCCGUAUGGUGACCUCUCCACCCGGCCUGGCGACCAUGGGAUGACCUCCGUCUUCAUAGCCCACACCCACACAACCUGUCCUAUAUCACACAUUCAUCAGAGCUAACUUGAUGCUACAGAGCGCAUUACGCCUAUUGUUGCCUUUAAAAAGAUACAGGAAGGAAAUGUAUCUUUUCAGCAUUACAAAUAUGUUUUCAGUUUGAAAAGUUUACUGUCCAUUGUCCGCAUCUACCAAACUAAAGCAUGGGUCACAUGACCAUUGUUCUUGUACAUGAAUAUCAUUUGAUUACAUAUAUUUUUCUACUUUUAAAUUUAUUUUCAAAUCAUCUAUUUUUGUAUUUAAGCAUUUCUUUCAUUAUGCAUGUAACUCAUAUGCUAUUUGGUUUUCAAUCAAGCAACAUGUUUCCUCACUUGUUUCCCUUCUUUGUAGCAUCAACUGGAAAAACUAGAAAAGAACCAGAAAUCAGAAGUUUAAAGAUUGGUAGCAACAGUAACUUAAACGGGACAAGGAAUUUAAAAUGAAUUGGGAUCAGCAGUGUCCUGCCUGUCCAAAUGUUGGUGUCCGUUCAACUCGGUAAUGGAGUUCAAAUUGUUAGGCAAUGCUGCCCUCUCAUGGCUGCAGAGAGCAAUGGUGCCUGAUCCCCUGUCAUGACUUGUAUCGUUCACCCCCACUGGUCUUUGUUACUGUGAGUGUUUGUAAGGUUUUUAAGAUUUGUCAACUUUUUUUACAAAAACAAAACAAAAGGAGGUGGAUUCCAGGUUGAUGUUUUUCUCAGGAUUUGUAGCAAAGUGCAGCCGAACAGGGAGUCUCUAUAUCUACAUUCAACUCAAGUCUACACAGAGGAGCUGGUAUAUUUAUCAAACCGUAGGAUGAAAACUGAGAGGAGAGGAGCUUUUUCAUCGCUGGAAUUCACUGAACGGGCAACGACCUGACCCUGUUGGACGAGGUUGAUCCCAGAGCUCCUUUCUGCUGGAAGUGGAACAAACUCUGCUGUUGGAUUAUUCGCAUCUCGUGUUCCCAGAUCAAAUCUGCAUGCUCUUAUACGACCCGGGAAUCACGCGACAGGACAUAUGUUCACAGUUAAGUCGCCAAAUAACAGAAGCCAACUAUCCACAUGAUAAAGUGCAACUACAACAGAGGCAGGAUCAUACAUUUGUACAAAGUGAUAUAAAAAAAAUAACUUUUGUAUAAAGAAUCAGUUGGUAUAAAAAAAAUCAGAAUCUUUGUAUAGUCAAGAGGUAUAUCAGAUGUUAUGGUUGUAUAGUUUGUUUUGAUGAGAGUGCAUGUUUCCUCUCUUACCAACGUCAAAUCUGAUGGAUAUAAAUGGAGGACAUCACACACACACACACACACACACACACACACACAUAGGUCUGACAAUACAGCUGCUACUUCAUACAGCUGCUGCUAUCUCUCCCUCUCUGUUGGUCACUGUUUAAUGUUUGAAUAAAAACAAAGGAUCACUGUGA